Messenger RNA from Bradysia coprophila, 2112 nucleotides. RefSeq names its product nucleolar protein 11. Gene Ontology annotation, molecular function: RNA binding. NCBI's taxonomy places the organism in Eukaryota, Metazoa, Arthropoda, Insecta, Diptera, Sciaridae. Gene Ontology annotation, cellular component: nucleolus; nucleus. Gene Ontology annotation, biological process: maturation of SSU-rRNA. The record is from RefSeq and is a predicted model, not a curated record.
UGUCAUCUGUGUUUUGUAAACGCGUGCUGGACAUGCUGGAUUCUCGCAUAUAACACUGGCUCUUUAAUACCUGCAUACCAUGGCUAAAUUCCUCACAUUUUACUCGAUUGGUUCCAUGAGUGGCGACAAUGCUUAUCUCGGCCUAUCACCGGAUUCGGUCAAAGGAAGAGUCAUAAGUACACUCGAUCAAAACAUUGUGUUUCGCAUAGAGCUGAGCAAUCAGAAGCAAAUCCAAAGCUGGACCUCCGAGCAAAAGCUAUCGCAUAAAGUCGUCUACGAUUUCAAAUCGGAGAAAUAUGUCGGCGUCUUCGACAAUCGAAAGCUGGGCUGUUGGGGAGAAGAAACGAGAAAAAUUGAAAAAGGAAAAAUCAAGUUGCCACGACAAUUACAAGAAAUCAUUUCGUUCGACGACAGACACACGAUCUUAGUGUACGAAGAUGGAACGUGCGAAUCGCUCGAAAAUCGUGUGAACGGUCGUCCAUUUUAUUGCAACCACAUCUUAAACGCAGAAACACAUCAAAUCAGCCGAAUCGAAUGUUUCAAUACACGGGACAAUCGUGUGAUGCUGACCUAUUUCGUAGGGAACAAAAACGGCGGUGGCAUAGUGGAGUUGGUGUAUUUCCUGUUGAAUGAUGACGAUCUGACGCCAGUCAGAUCAAUCGGUGACCAUGCCAAAGUCAAACGAAUCGAAGUCACUAAAGAUGUGUCCAAAUUGUCGGCAUUCUUUGUUGUGGAGGGAGACCCGUUUCCCAGCGUUAUGAAGAUCGAGUCGGAUAAACGGAUCUACAUGCGGCCACUAAAUUUUGAAGAGAACACACCAUCCGAUUUCGGUGCACAUAGUGCCACAUUCAACUGUCUCAGAGUCGACCGACCACUAACCAUUGUCAAUGUGAGCACAGACUGCAUCGCGAUUUACGGCGGCAAUGUGAAAGAGGAUGGCGCCUUACUGGUUCUGUACAACACCGUCCACUUUACGGUCGUGGAUGUGCAACAGUUCAAAGUUCACUUGAAUAACUGCCGUUUGUGGGCCAUCGGCAAACAGUACAUAUUGAUGGCUGACGGUCAACGAUUGUUGUGCGCACGGUUCCGCAUAUCGCAGGGCAAACUGUCCGAAGCAAUCGGAUCGAAACGAUCGAUUGAAUGGGAUCGACAGGUGAACAAAGAGUGCGUCAACGAGGAGCAUUAUUUGGAAGAGAUGACAUCAUUUGUCAAAGUAGGAACGCCAUUUGAGGUACCACCACAUCCUAAACAAUAUAAAGAGAUCUACAGUGCAGGCAAUCAAGCCGAAGUAUUCGACUAUUUCGAAGAUUUCCUGUCACGGAUGUAUCGGUACGACACUGCGCUUGAUUUUAUUCAAGGGGGCUCUGCAGAUGAUGUAAAGGUACGGAGCGUUGUCCAUCCGAAAGAUGAUCUGUAUUCCACCGAGCUAACUCGAAUUUUGUCGGAUCUGUUGGAGGACAAAGGUUCGAGUGAAACAGAAAUCACGGAGCAUGUGAUACCCAUUCUCAUCAAAGCGAAGCAGCCAAGCGAAUUGGUUAAAUGCUUACGCAAAUACACAAAUGUAUCCGAACGGAUGUUGGCCAAAUGCUUGAAAUACUUCCUCAGCAUGCCCGACUCGGACGAAAAACUGGCGUACAUCAAUCAGGUGUUCGCAUGUUCAUUCGACGCCGAAUUGAUCAAGGAACAUCUCCGUACGGAGUUGAAUUUGGACGGCGCUAUCUACCUGUUGGACAUCAUCCAUCGGGAUCUUGUCGACGAUGAAUUGUCACUGGAAGAGGCACCGCAGUACGAACACAAUUUCGACAGUGACGUGGCGCUGAUAAAUUGGUUCGUUGUUAUAUUGGAGGCACACUACCAACAGUUUCUGUUGUCUCGCGACUCGACGCUAAACGAUUUUAUUUUGAAAUGGAAAGAGUUGAUCGAGUCAUUUGUUAGGGACAUUCGUGAUUUGAAGCCGUUAACGGCCAAAUUGGUGAAUAUAGUGAGUGGGAAACUGAAACAGAACGACAACACGAGCUCGAAAUGGUACUCGGUGGAGAAGGUUAAAUUGUACUGAGCAAUGUCGAGCUGGGAUUGUUGAAAUGUCGUAAAUAAAUGUGAAAAGACCGUUCA